AUGACAAACUCGAAGUCAGAACCGGCUUCCGCGUCGGACGCGGAUGCGGUGUUGAUACCGCAGAAGGGCUCCACUGUAGUGGGGCCUGGCGUCGUUCCGCUGCUGCACAUUCCGGACGCAAUACGGCAUUAUACCCCGCAGCACGAGAGUAGGUGGGGCUUUAGUCCAAUCAUGUCCUCUAUAACCUCUCCUGGGGACUCGAACAGCGGCACCGCACGGUGCCGCAUCUCUGGAAGCUUGCGUGGCAUGCUUGACACCACGCUCGAGGUGCCUGGCCGCCUGAUCAUUCCGCUGGAGCGACUGCGGGUGCUGCGCGGUGCGGUGCUGGGGGCGGGCUCCUUUGGGGAGGUGCUGCGAGGGGAGUUGAGUCUGCUAGUCCCCGCCGCGCGGCAGGGCCCCGCACCGUCGCGAGUCAGCUUCCCGCGGCUAUCCGCACAGAGCUGCUCCAACGCGGCAACGGGGCAUCCCGUUUCUGUCGUGGAGCUGUUCGGCGAGGAGGAGCAACCGUCAGCGGCGCGAAGCACAGUCAGUGGCACCAGCUCCAUAAGCCCCGACGCCCUGAUGCAGCCGGACCCUUGCAGCCCCGCCUCAACGGAGAGGCUGACCCUGCAGCCGUCGCCGCCGUUAAUAGCAUCGCCAGCAAUGCCGCCGUCGUUGAAGCCGCUAACAACUUCGUCGCCACCGUUGCAGCCCCACCUGAAUAGGCUGCUGAGAGACAUCGUUUGUUUGCAGGCACCACUGUCGGACGACGCCUUCACGGAGGACAGCAGCAGCUUGUUGCGGCCUUUCCUCCGCCCUGCGACGAGCCGAGCCGAGGUGGGGGGCGCAUCUACGGCGUGGAAGGACAGGGCCUCAGCUGCCGCCGAUGGGGGGGUGAUCGUCAGGCCCGUGGCGGUGAAGCGCAUCGACAAGUCACGUCUCCGGCGGUGGCCGAAGAUGCUCAAGUCGUUUGGGUCCGAACUGAAACUCACCGCCUCCCUCCGCCACCCGUGCAUCGUGAGGGUGUACGGUGCGGCGGAGGACGACGCCGAGCUGUACCUUGUCAUGGAGCACGUCCUGGGGGACACGCUGGAGCAGCACAUCAAGACCCACAGGCCGGAACGCACGGCUCUCCUGGCGCCCCGCUUCCUCGCCGACGUUGUGCUGGCGUUGGAGUACCUGCACGCCGCCGGGGUCGUCCACCGCGACGUCAAGCCAUGCAACCUGCUGGUUACGGAGGACAAGCACGUGGUCCUCGUGGACUUUGGCUGCGCCUGCUACCUCAGCGACCUCGCGGCGAACAGCUUCGCCGGGUCCCCCGCCUACAUCUCGCCGGAGAUGUUGCGCGUGAGUAGGGCGAGUGCGACAAGUGAUCUGUGGGCGUUGGGCUGCGUCCUCUUUGAGCUCUUCGCAGGCAGCAGCCCGUUUCAAGCGGAAACCCCCGUGUUUGUGAUGCGCAAGAUAAAGGACUACCGGGACGGCGAGCUGGAGUUCCCGCCGCGCUUCCCUGCGGCGGCCAAGGACCUCGUGGGGCGUCUCCUGCGACGCGAGCCCACGCACCGCCUCGGCGCCGAUGAGCUGGGUGGGUUCAAGGAGCUCAAGGCGCACCCCUUUUUCGCGGGCGUUGACUGGAGGCAGGCGCCAAAAAAGUCGAACCUCACCUUUCUCGCCGGCGACACUUCGCUGGAGCUGCAGCCGGGUGUGUUGGGGGAUGGCGAGGGGGUCGUGCACUGCUCGCUGGUGCGCAAAGAGGGGAGCAACAUGCUAAGGCGGAUGUCCGGCAGGCGUCUCCUCGUCCUUACGGACCUUCCACGCCUGUUCUUCGUGGAGCUCUCGACGCGCACUGUGAAGCACACCAUCCCAGUCACCGCAGACCUCCACGCGAGGGCGACCUCGGCGGACUUCUUUCGGGCCGUGACAAAGGAGCGGAACUACGUCUUCCGGGACCUCAGCGGGCACGCCAGCCGGUGGGCCACGUGCGUCAACGACAUGGUGAGCCGCCUCUACCGCGUGUCUAGCCGCAGUGCCGCGACCACAAACCUGAAGAGCGGCAACAGCGGUAAAGCAGGUGGUCACCGUUCGAGUGCGUGA
Trypanosoma conorhini is the source of this 2070-nucleotide messenger RNA. Its product is annotated as protein kinase. Gene Ontology annotation, biological process: peptidyl-serine phosphorylation; intracellular signal transduction. NCBI's taxonomy places the organism in Eukaryota, Euglenozoa, Kinetoplastea, Trypanosomatida, Trypanosomatidae. Gene Ontology annotation, molecular function: protein serine/threonine kinase activity; ATP binding. The transcript has a single exon. The record is from RefSeq and is a predicted model, not a curated record. Bases 1 to 2070 code for a protein of 689 amino acids.